AUGAUCCCCAGGGUGGCGGUGAUUUUAUUGUUGGCUUAUGUUGGGCCUACACUACAAGCCGGACGUUGUGGCGUCCAGCAAUAUCAAAAAUGCCUCAUCAGUGACCCAAGCCAAUUCGGAGAAACGCUUGAGGAGGUGACUCAGAAACAUUGCGAAAACACAAAGACAACCCUCGAAAAAUGUGCACCAUGUGCUCUGGGUUUGGCCAAGUUCCGAGCCGAAGCUUUUUGCGAUGGUAAAAAAUUGCGAGAUGGUAAAGACUUCGACAAGCAGGUUGAAAAAUGCCACGAGCAUCACGAUACGAAGAUCGAGGAGGACAAGGCAACAUGUCAGGCAAUGUACCCGCCUGAGCAGCGCGAGAAUCCGCAGAUGGAUUGCAAAAUCUGGCCGAAAUUCGUUGACUGUAUUAUCACAAAAAGGCUGGCAAUCCGCGGGGACUGUGGCAAAAUUCUGGCGGCCAUGUGGUACGAGUCGCUCUUCACGAAUGUCAUGAUGGGUUUCAUCUCAUUGUCUGAGGACACCCCAAUUUGCGACACCUUCUUGGACACGCUGCUCGAAAAAGCUGAACGAUACAAACGAUAUGAUGGCGAAGUAGUGGAAUUGGCA
Mesorhabditis spiculigera is the source of this 606-nucleotide messenger RNA. The record is from the annotation of a GenBank genome assembly. Lineage: Eukaryota; Metazoa; Nematoda; Chromadorea; Rhabditida; Rhabditidae.